Messenger RNA from Arabis nemorensis, 861 nucleotides. The record is from the annotation of a GenBank genome assembly. Lineage: Eukaryota; Viridiplantae; Streptophyta; Magnoliopsida; Brassicales; Brassicaceae.
AUGAGAGCCCUAGUAGCUGCACGGCCAUUGUUUUCCGAUUUGCCGAGUUUUGUUCGAUCAUGGCUUCCACCUUCAAGCUUCAGGGCGUUUGCUUCUGCUUCUUCUCCGUCGGAUUUGGAUCUCCGGAAUCAAUCUCGCGGUGGCCUUCCUCGAUUCUUCUCCGAUGAUCUUCCUUCUCGCAAGGCACGCUCUGAGUUUUGGCAUAUGGCUAAAGUUCUAAGAAUGAAAACAGAUGACAGGGUAGAACUCUUUAAUGGCAAAGGAGGUUUGGUAGAAGGUUGUAUACAAAGCAUAGACAAAACUGGAGUUGAUUUUAUCGCACAAGAAGAUCAGAAGGUGAUCCUUCCUCAGGGCAUGCAGUGGCAGGUGUUUGCAGCUUUUGGCACUUUGAAGGGUGGUCGAGCGGAUUGGCUAAUUGAGAAAUGUACAGAACUUGGAGCAAGCAGUGUCACACCACUUUUAACAGAAAGAUCUUCCAUAAUCUCUGAAAACCGGGUUGACAGAUUGGAACGUGUUAGUUUUGCUGCUGCUAAGCAAUGCCAAAGGCUACAUCAAAUGGUACUGAGCCCUCCAAUCAAAUUUAGUACCCUCUUGGAUCAUAUUUCCAAGUCAAAACUAUGUUUGGUUGCUACAGCAGAAGCUACACCACUUCUCAAUGCAGUAAACUCCUCAGCAAAAGAAUCCAGCGGACUAUUAAUCGUUGGACCAGAAGGCGACUUCACGAAGAAAGAGGUGGAGUUGAUGUUGGAAGCAGGCGGCACAGCGGUUGGACUUGGGCCACACCGGUUGAGAGUUGAGACUGCAACCAUUGCUCUUCUGGCAACUCUAGUGAUGUGGUCUGACUCUCAAGAAAUGAUCUAA